CAGAAUUAAACUCGUGCCCGUAAAAGGUCUCUGCCGACUCCUCCACCCACGACCUCUCCUAAGCCGCCCCAGAGCCUAGUCUGUGAGGACUCAGGAGAAGCUGGGGGAGGUUAAAGGAAAGGUUCCCGCUGGCCCACUUUCUUUCCCCCGGUGCAUGGGGAGAGGGCCUUAGCUUGCCAGGCAGCGUCCAGGGCGCGCGGUGCUUCUUGGAUGUGCUUGUGAAAAGAAAGCGGGGAGGAGGCCUGUACAGCGGGGGCAGGACGCGCGCGCGGACACUGGAGGGGGCUCUUUACCGCCGCGUCUCCACCUCCCCUCUAGGCGGGGGCCGGGUUAGUGGUGGUGGGAGUGGGAGGAGCAGGAGACAACAUCAAGCCCGGCAAAGAAGCAGUAGGAGCAGCAGCAGCAGCAGCGCCCAGUUCCCGUUUCUUGGACCGCGGGACGCCCCGGGGCUCUUGGCCCCUGCCCCUUGGCUGAGGCGCCCCUCUCCAUUCCUUUCGCGCUCCAAAGCGAGCGAGCUCCAGCCAUGGCGACCUCGCUGCUCCCGCCGCUCCCUCGCUGCUCCCGCCGCCUCCCUCCUCCUCCCGCCACUGCCGUCGCCUCUUCCUCCUUCGUCGUCUCCUGGAACCUUUAAUGGCUCGGACCCUCCGGCGGCCCCAACCCGACUUGAUCUGCGCCACCAGCGGCCGUCACCGCGAGCGAGAGCCUGAGAGGAGUGCCGCGCACGGUGGAGAGUUGUUCUCAGGGAAGAGCUCCUUCUGUGAACACAAUUCUCCUUCCAUGAAUGGAAAGGGCUUCAAUUCAUGGAGUGCAAAAAAUAGAAGCUUGUUAUUCCAAACAUGGGUGAAGUGGAGCAGAAGCCAACAGCAGGAUCCCGGUUAGGAGUUCAGGAGAAUGCUGGGAUCAGUACUUUGGAACAUGGACAAAAACUACCAGUGACACCUACAGGAAAACUUAUUUCUAUCAAAAUCCAGAUGCUGGAUGAUAUGCAGGAAGCUUUUGAAGUUCCGCAAAGAGCUCCAGGAAAGGUUUUGUUGGAUGCAGUCUGCAAUCACCUGAACCUUGUUGAAGGUGACUAUUUUGGCCUUGAGUUUUUGGAUCAUAAAAAGAUCAUGGUGUGGCUGGAUCUUUUGAAGCCCAUUGUGAAACAAAUCAGAAGACCUAAGCAUGUAGUUCUAAAAUUUGUGGUGAAAUUCUUUCCACCUGAUCAUGCUCAGCUACAAGAAGAGUUAACAAGGUACCUAUUUGCAUUACAAGUAAAGCAGGAUUUAGCACAAGGAAGACUAACCUGUAAUGACACCAGUGCUGCUCUUUUAAUCUCACAUAUUGUACAGUCUGAGAUUGGAGAUUUUGAUGAAACCAUUGAUCGUGAACACUUAGCAAAGAACAAGUAUAUACCUCAGCAAGAAGCAUUAGAAGACAAAAUCAUGGAAUUUCAUUGUACUCAUAUUGGACAAACACCAGCAGAAUCAGAUUUUCAGCUGCUUGAGAUUGCCCGUCGUUUGGAAAUGUAUGGAAUUCGAUUGCAUCCAGCCAAGGACAGAGAAGGAACUAAGAUCAACUUGGCAGUUGCUCAUACAGGCAUUUUGGUGUUUCAGGGUCACACCAAGAUCAAUGCCUUCAACUGGGCUAAAGUUCGAAAACUGAGUUUUAAGAGGAAGCGUUUUCUUAUUAAGCUGAGGCCAGAUGUAAAUAGUUCUUUCCAAGACACAUUAGAAUUCCUGAUGGCCAGUCGGGAUUUUUGCAAGGCCUUUUGGAAGAUCUGUGUAGAACACCAUGCCUUCUUCAGACUAUUUGAAGAACCCAAACCAAAACCUAAACCUGUUCUCUUUACUAGAGGUUCGUCCUUUAGGUUCAGUGGUCGGACACAGAAGCAGGUUCUUGACUAUGUUAAAGAAGGAGGACACAAAAAAGUACAAUUUGAAAGGAAACACAGCAAGAUCCACUCUAUUAGGAGUCUGACUGUAAAGCCUUCAGAACAGCAUUCAGAGGUGCCCAAACAAAGCUGUAGUUUUACAUAUGGAGAUGGUGCUGACUCCCCGGUGGUGCAAAGCUGCCAGCGGGGAAAGGAAUUAAAAGCUUUAGUGGAAGAUGGUGGCACAAGCCCUUCCCUAAAGAAGAGCCCAAAGGAAGGCAGGAGACUGGAUGGUGCAGUGAUGGCAACAACAGAGGAGGAAGAGGAUGUCGUAAAGGACAGAUCACAACACAAUAGAUCUCAGACACAGCAACCGAGCACAGCAGGCUCCCUUGCUGGCAGCCCUCAUCUUUCAGAACUGUCAAUCAAUUCCCAAGGAGGAACAGCUGUGGCAAAUAUGACAUUGUCUCCUAAUUUGAGUCCUGAUAACAGGCAGGCUUCUCCAUUGGUCAGCCCUCUGCUGAAUGACCAAACUGGUGUCCGGACUGAUGAUGAAGAAGAGGUCAGGAGAAAGAGGUUUCCAACUGACAAAGCAUACUUCAUUGCUAAAGAAGUUUCCACCACAGAACGAACUUACCUGAAAGACCUUGAAGUCAUCACAUCGUGGUUCCAGAGCACAGUGAGUAAAGAUGACUGCAUGCCAGAAGCACUGAAGAAUCUCAUCUUUUCCAGCUUUGAACCAUUGCACAAAUUUCACACCAACUUUCUAAAGGAAAUAGAGCAGCGCCUUGCCCUUUGGGAAGGCCGUUCUCAUGCCCACUUGAAAGGAGAUUACCAAAGAAUUGGGGAUGUUAUGCUGAAGAAUAUUCAGAGUAUGAAGCAACUGACAAUUCAUCUGUGGAAGCACAGUGAGGUUCUGGUUGAGCUGGAGAAUGCAAUCAAGAAUUCUCGCAAGCUGGAAACUUUGUGCAGGGACUUUGAGUUGCAGAAAGUCUGCUACCUGCCCCUCAAUACCUUCCUGCUCAGGCCCCUGCACAGGCUUAUGCACUACAAACAAAUAAUGGAAAGGCUCUGUAAACAUUAUCCACCAAAUAAUGUGGACUUCAGGGAUUCCAGAGCUGCUCUGGCAGAGAUUUCAGAAAUGGUGGCUCAACUCCACAGCAGUAUGCUAAAGAUGGAGAAUUUCCAGAAGUUGCAUGAAUUGAAAAAGGAUUUGAUAGGCAUUGACAAUCUGGUGGUUCCAGGAAGGGAAUUUAUUAGACUAGGCAGCCUUAGUAAGUUGUCUGGAAAAGGUUUACAACAGCGGAUGUUCUUCCUGUUCAAUGAUGUCUUGAUGUACACAAGCAGAGGCCUGACAUCUUCAAAUCAGUUUAAAGUCCAUGGGCAGCUCCUGCUGUAUGGUAUGAUGAUAGAAGAGAGUGAAGAAGAAUGGGGAGUCCCUCACUGCUUUACCCUGAGAGGUCAACAGCAGUCCAUUGUUGUUGCUGCAAGCAGCCGCACUGAAAUGGACAAGUGGACUGAGGACAUACAGAUGGCAAUUGACUUGGCAGAGAAUUGUAAUGGCCCGGCUGCUGAAUUUCUAGGGAGUAGCCCGCCCGACACUAAGUCCCCUGAAGAAUCCACUGUAGACCUGGAAUCGGAAGAUGACCUCAAUGCAUCCCGCACCUCUCUUGAACGUCAGGCUCCUCACCGUGGCAACACUACGGUGCACGUUUGCUGGCACAGAAAUACCAGCGUUUCCAUGGUCGACUUUAGUAUUGCCGUGGAGAAUCAACUCUCUGGAAACCUUUUGAGAAAAUUCAAGAACAGCAAUGGGUGGCAGAAGCUCUGGGUAGUAUUUACCAACUUCUGCAUGUUUUUCUACAAAUCCCACCAGGACAAUCAUCCUUUAGCUAGCCUUCCUCUGCUGGGGUACUCUCUUACCAUUCCUUCUGAAUCCGAGAACAUUCAUAAAGACUAUGUCUUUAAGCUUCACUUCAAAUCCCAUGUGUACUAUUUCAGGGCAGAAAGUGAAUAUACAUUUGAAAGGUGGAUGGAGGUGAUCCGAAGUGCCACUAGCCCUGCCUCCCGCAUCCGUGUUUUAAGUCAUGAAGAAUCACAUGUUUAUUGACGACUCAACUCCAAGUUCAUUCCAGCAGUUGCUGCUUUUAUAGAGGAUAUUUGAAUUUAUUUUCUCCUUUUAAAGUUUAGUAAAACAUGAAUUUGUUAAAUUGUUUUGGAGCAGCUUUUUGUAAUAUUGCCUCAGCAGAAUUGUUUACUAUUAUCGGCCAAGUGACGGUUUCAUGUCUCGUAUUUGUCCUUCAGUGUGGUUUUCUAGCUUGUGCCAGUAUUAAAAUAUUGUCCUUGGAGUGCCAAAUGCCAAAAGACAUUUCCUUGCCUCAAAAUUUGCACCAGAAAUAUAGUACAAUUUUUGUAGUAACUUCAUAUUUGGUAUCUUCUGGAAAGCAAAAUGCCUUUUCUUCUUUGAAAGAAAAGCCCUCAAAAUGAUUACUUAAUAGACUGCUGAUUUUUUAAAAUGUAUUUCCUCUGUAUUACAUAUACAACGGCCUUCAGCAUAAGUGUGCGUUAAGGAGCAGUCUCAAAGCAAAGAGGUUAACUGUCAUACCUUAUUCUCAGUAUUUCUACACAAUUUGCUUCUAAAAAUUAAACUACCACGUGUGUAGCUUACUCAUUUUGUCUCACUCUUUGAAGCUACAAGUACUUUUAAAAUGGUCCGAAGAUUUUGUCUACUCCAUGGUGCAAGAAAUUAUGUAAAAACUUGCAAAGUGAACCGUUUACACAAUAACUCUGUGCAAUAUUUAGGCUAUGGAUGUCUUGUGAAUGGUGAGUAUAAGGGGAAUCUAAAAGCUGUGGUUACUGGUCUAUGACACCACCUGUGUAGUACAAAAGUUGUGACGCUAAUUUGUGGUUCAAGUAAAUUAGUGUUUCAGUAAGGACCAGUGCAGAUGUGUAAUGCAUCUUUGUGUUUAACUACUUUUAGUAUUGUCAUAAUAGUAUUUCUGCACCUUUAUUAUCAAUGGUAAUACAAACCAGUUCACAAUUCAUGUAUACAGAUACAGGAGCAAUUAUAUAUAUAUAUAUCUUUAAGGCAUUUACUUUGCUAUAAACACAGGUUCCAGCCACAUGUACCACACAGAGUGUCAUUCAGCAACAAGAGAAAACAAAGGUUACAAACACCCUGCCAAGAGAAUGAGGCUCUCAAUUAACUACUGUUCUGCUAAGUAGCUUAUGCGGAAAUGUGCCCUUUCGACAAUGUAUGAAAAUGGCUAAAAUUUAUAAACAGGAAUAAAAUACCUCAACACAUUGAAACGCCCCAGUUUUAAGAUAAUAAAAAUUUGCUGCUUUUCUCUGUUCCUAAAUUCACACUGCAUUUCUAAAGCAACCAACUUGUCUUAUAUUUUCAGAGUACUGUAUAAUUUUCAAAUGGUAGGAACAAUGGUGUAUCAGCGUGGGAGACAACUGGCUGAUCGGUCAUACGUUUUGCAUUCAUGCCUUGGCUAUGUGCAUAUGGCUGCAAGCCUGCUCAUGCUUAGUUCAAUUAACUCACUGCUGCAUAAACAGGCGUAAGUCAAUUAGGUUGCUAGUGUCUUAUGCAGCUGUCCAUUUUAUUCAGGCCAUGCCAUGUUAGCCAGGCUGCACCAUUGCCUCGUUGCUGCAAGAACCCAGAGAACAUGCACAAUAGUAAACUGUGAACUAUCAAGUAUUCCCUUCUGGGGAAAUGUUACUCAUAGACUAGUUCUGCCCUUCCCAUUGCUUAGCUUUACUGAAUGAAAAAAAUGGUCACUCGGCCUCCCCUCCACAUUUCCCCCAGCAUUUAUGGUCCCUCAAUUAGUAACUGCCUCAUCUUCUCUGGCCAGGGCACAGGGAGAUCAUCACCACUCAAUAGGUUUGUGCCAUAUUAAGUAGCUUGGAGGGACAGGGAAGGGGACUCCUCCUGUCCCAUGACUAUGAGGAUGGGUUUUUCUGGCAGUAAUAUAUGGACAUUUAAAAUACCCCCAUCACAGUUCCAUAGGAGAGUGUUUGUAUUGUGUUGUAAAUGCAAAAGUUAUUGGGGAGGGAGGGGACACCACACAGACAUGGUGAUUUCAUGAGUAGACCCCCAUAAAUGAUUUAAUCAGA
Hemicordylus capensis (graceful crag lizard) is the source of this 5971-nucleotide messenger RNA. It is a transcript of the gene FARP1, whose product is annotated as FERM, ARH/RhoGEF and pleckstrin domain protein 1. The transcript is spliced from 28 exons. Gene Ontology annotation, molecular function: cytoskeletal protein binding; guanyl-nucleotide exchange factor activity. Gene Ontology annotation, cellular component: cytoskeleton. Bases 837 to 3962 code for a protein of 1041 amino acids. The record is from RefSeq and is a predicted model, not a curated record. Lineage: Eukaryota; Metazoa; Chordata; Lepidosauria; Squamata; Cordylidae.